This is a messenger RNA of Knipowitschia caucasica, 426 nucleotides long. The record is from the annotation of a GenBank genome assembly. NCBI's taxonomy places the organism in Eukaryota, Metazoa, Chordata, Actinopteri, Gobiiformes, Gobiidae.
AUGCCCACCACUAUAAGACACUGCAAGCCGCCUUGCACAAAACCAUUUUCUCACUGCACGCCGAGCGGAGUGUGUGGGUGUGACCGAGGUUACACUGAAGUCAUGAGCUCACACGGCUUCCUGGACUACUGCACCAGGACCCCGGGGGUGGACAACUACAAGAAAGCCGACGUGAAGACCAACUCGGGCAGAUCAAGACCCGGUCCGGCCCAGGCCAAGGACGUCUUCACCCAGUGGACUCUGCGGCCGGUGGGACCAGAUGGCAGAGUGAAGAUGUGGGUUUACGCUGUGAUCGCUGUCGGAUUCAUUCUAAUACUUUUCAUUAUUGCGUUAUCCUUCCUGCUCUGCCAGCCAUCGAGUUCCUCAAAGACAGCGGCGCCUCAGAAACCCCUGAGCCUGGCGUACGACGGGGAUAUGGACAUGUGA